AUUAAUCGAAAUCUCAUCAUCACAUUCACAUCGCUUCAGGCAGAGCCCAGGCCAGACCUAGGGUUAGGGUUAGGUUUAGGGUUCUCUAGAGUCACCUAGAGAUCUUGGAGACGAGCUUGGGGUUCCGAUGGGCGACGCCGCCGGAUCUCUGUCGCCGGAGAGGGAGGACCAGUUCGAUCGGCUGCCGGAUGCCUUGCUGCUCGUCAUUCUCAAUCGGAUCGGCGAAGUGAAGUCUCUUGGCCGUUGCUGCAUCGUGUCCCGCCGCUUCCACGCUCUCGUCCCCCUCGUCGACUCCGUCGUUGUCCGCGUUGACUGCGUCAUCUCCGACGAACCUUCUCCUCCGCCGUCAACCUCCGACAAGCCGCGCGGCGUGCUCUCUCACUUUGCGCGUCUCGUACUCUCCGGCCUCGUCAAGCCUUGGCAAGCUCUCGGCCACAUCCUUGGCCCUCCAACCUCGUCGCCCUCCUCUUCCCCUCGUCGCUCAUCCGAACCGUCAUCUUCGUCCCCGGAGGUCUCCCACCAUUCUCCGGCCGAGGUCUUGAGAAAUUUCAAGGAGAUCCGUCGCCUACGGAUCGAGCUACCCGCUGGAGAGCUUGGCGUUGAGGAUGGCGUCCUUCUCAAGUGGAAGGCUGCCUUUGGCUCCACUCUCGACACCUGCGUCAUCCUCGGAGCCUCCUCUGUCUCCCCUACAAACCCUAACCCUAAUUCUUACCCCGAUAGCCUCUGCGCUGGCUCUUCUGAUGACUCCGGCAGCAUACCUGAGUCGUUCUAUACCAACGGUAGCCUUAAGCUCCGGGUUGUCUGGACGAUCAGCUCUCUAAUCGCAGCGUCUGCUAGGCACUACCUCUUGCAACCAAUCAUUGCAGAUCAUGAGACACUGGAGACUCUUGAUCUCACAGAUGCUGAUGGACAAGGGACACUGACGAUGGACAGAGCGCAGCUGCAGGAGCUGCGGGUGCGACCGGUGUCAGCCUCUGGGUCUUCUCAGAGGACACUGGUGCCAGCCCUUAACAUGAGAUUGUGGUAUGCCCCCCAUUUGGAUCUACCUGGUGGUCUUGUUCUUAAGGGUGCCACACUUGUUGCAAUCAGGCCUAGUGGAGUUGAGCAGCAGCCAAGGGAUAUUGGUGGGGGAUCUGAGGGGUUCUCUUGGGUUUCCGGCGUGUUUGAGGAGCCUUACAGAAGUGCAGCAAGGUUACUUGUCAAGAGGAGGACUUAUUGCCUUGAGAUGAACUCCUUCUGAUCUGCGACAAUUGCUCGUGCUAUUGCCACAGGGGAAUUGGAUGUUCUGGAUGAAUGAAGGGGAUGAAUGUCUCUCCACAAAGUGGCAACUGCUUCUUGCUGCAAUUGUAUUAGCAAGUUGUUUUGCAUGCCUGUUUUGGAAGUUCUGUGCUUCGAUGGUUUUAUAUGGGAUGAGAAUUAUGCUAGUUGUCUCACUGUUAUUGUACAUGUCAAAACUUUGGAACUUAUGAACCUGGUUCUUAAUUGAAUGUGUUAUAUAUGCUGCAGUUUUCCUGCUCCGGAAGCCCA
This is a messenger RNA of Dioscorea cayenensis subsp. rotundata (Guinea yam), 1527 nucleotides long. Its product is annotated as F-box protein At5g46170-like. Bases 128 to 1240 code for a protein of 370 amino acids. Gene Ontology annotation, molecular function: protein binding. NCBI's taxonomy places the organism in Eukaryota, Viridiplantae, Streptophyta, Magnoliopsida, Dioscoreales, Dioscoreaceae. The transcript is spliced from 2 exons. The record is from RefSeq and is a predicted model, not a curated record.